This is a messenger RNA of Laccaria bicolor S238N-H82, 159 nucleotides long. RefSeq lists its product as uncharacterized. The record is from RefSeq and is a predicted model, not a curated record. Lineage: Eukaryota; Fungi; Basidiomycota; Agaricomycetes; Agaricales; Hydnangiaceae. The transcript has a single exon. The coding region runs from base 1 to 159 and encodes 52 amino acids.
AUGGCAUGUCAUGUAGUGUUUGAAAGUCCGGUUCGGUCCGGUUUUUUGAUGCCCAGGGGCGUUAACCGUAACAGUAACCGGUCUGCCUUUUCCCCAGAAGUCAAAAGACCAGACCGGACCGCAAAAAGACCGCAGACUGCGGUUUUUUGUGGUCUAUAG